AUGGUUGGCACUUGCGCAUGGUCAGCCGCGGCCACCAGCUUUCCCUCUUAUUUAGCCGCGCGCAUUAUCAACGGCUUCUUCUGUAGUGUUGGCCAAGGAGGGGCCCUAAUGUGGAUCAAAGACCUGUUCUUCUUCCACGAGCACCCCAAGGUGAUCAAUUAUGUGGAGUUCUCCAUUAUCAUGAGCCCGUACCUUGGCCCUUUGAUCACCUCGUUCAUUGUGUCCGGGGUCAGCUGGCGCUGGGCAUUCUGGCUCUGCACAAUAAUGUCUGGAGUGGGGCUUGUUUUGAUUCUCUUCCUUGAUGAAUCUCUGUUUGACCGCAAGAACCCACCGUCGUCCCGAGGAUCCUAUAUCAGCCGUCUAACUGGCGUGCAUCAGGCGAAAGACUGGGAACAUAAGAGCCUCAGUCAAUGGUACUUCUACUUCUUUGGAAUUGUCGGUGUCCUGGUUGGCUGGUUUGCCGGACACUUCCUUCACGACGCUGUCGGGCAGUACUACAUCAAACGCCACGGCGGACGACUAGACCCCGAGGCUCGGUUAAUUAUCACCUACCCAGCUACAAUGAUUUGCUGCGUCAGUUUGAUCAUCUUGGGUCUGGCAUUCCAAUAUCACUGGCACUAUAUGGUCAUCGCCGUAUUUGCGGCUACUCAAUGUGUAGGUGUCAUGAUCGUUACGACGGCUAUCAAUGCCUAUCUCUUGGACUCUUAUCCGGAGGGUUCAGGCAUCGUGGGAGCGUGGGUAACAGCCAGUCGCAACUGGGCGGGCUUCAUGGCUACUUAUAUUCAGAUCGACUGGGUGACACGGAUUGGACCUGCCAAGGCUCUGGGGAUUCAGGCGGCUAUCACCUUCGCGUCGGUGUUUUUUAUGGUGUUCUUGCAGGUCGGCAAACUAGCAUUCACAAUGCAUCCCAAGUUCUCCCCGUUCAGCAUCCUCCUACAAGCAGUCCUCACUCUUAUUCUUGCCGUGACUCCGACACUCACGUACCAAUUCGUAUCUAAUAACACUCUGACUCACCUCCCCCGACCAAAGACAGACUUCAACAUCCAUAAUGGCACACUCCUCUCCCCGAUCCUCCGAACCCGCGUUCCAGGAAGCCCAGGCUCCGAAGCAACCAGAUCCCACUUCACGCACUUCUUCGCCAGAACACUCCCACACUGGCAGGUUGAGUUCCAAAACUCUACAGUCAAAUCUAACGCCCAGGAUAUACCCAUCGUCAACGUCAUCGCCACUCGUGAUCCCCCCGGUAUCCCGGCAGGUAACAUCAGCAGACUCACCCUGGUAGCCCAUUACGAUAGCAAAAACUCCCCAGAGGGGUUCAUUGGGGCAAUCGACAGUGCAGCUCCCUGUGCCAUUAUCAUGCACGCCGUGAGAAGUAUCGACGCAGCACUGAGUCGUAAAUGGGGUAAAUCAUCUACGCAACAGACUGCGGAAGGUAUACAGGUUAUCUUCACGGAUGGCGAGGAGGCACUCGAUCCUCCCGAGAUGUUAUUCGGGGCGCGAGCAUUAGCGGCAGAGUGGGAGAAUACUCCGUAUCCGCCAUCGUCUCGAUAUUCGAGUCGGAUCAAGGCCAUCUCGCUAUUCGUCUUGUUGGAUCUUCUUGGGUCGAGCGAGCCGGCAAUUGCGUCGUAUUUCAACACGACACAUGAUGUGUAUCGGCGAGCUGCCAUGCUGGAGAAGCGGUUAAGAGGGCUGAAUCAGUUCAAGUCGGGGGGCGUCAGACCUUGGUUAAUUGAUGCUGAUAGAGAUGAAAUCGGGAUGAACAGGUUUCCUAUCUAUGAUGAUCAGGUGCCGUUCGAGGAACGCGGUGUGGAUGUGCUGCAUUGGAUUGAUGCGAAUCCUGAUACUGGGGAGUUUCCAAAGGUGUGGCAUACUCUGGAUGAUACGGGGGAGAAUUUGGAUCUUGAUGUUAUGGAGGACUGGGGUGUUUUGCUGGUUGCCUUUAUUGUUGAGUGGUUGGAGUUGGAAGGUUACAUGCCAUGA
This is a messenger RNA of Aspergillus bombycis, 1980 nucleotides long. Its product is annotated as glutaminyl cyclase. The transcript has 3 exons. NCBI's taxonomy places the organism in Eukaryota, Fungi, Ascomycota, Eurotiomycetes, Eurotiales, Aspergillaceae. The record is from RefSeq and is a predicted model, not a curated record. Gene Ontology annotation, molecular function: zinc ion binding; glutaminyl-peptide cyclotransferase activity; transmembrane transporter activity. Gene Ontology annotation, biological process: transmembrane transport. The coding region runs from base 1 to 1980 and encodes 659 amino acids.